AUGCCGUUAAGUUUAAAAUGGAUAUAUAAUAAGAAAAUGCAGAUCUUCCCACACGGUACUACAAAAAAUUUAGUAGGCAGUUUUCACUGUCAAAAUAUUUUCAAGAUGACCCAUACAUACAUUAAACUUGUUUUAAUCUCUAGUAUAGUACUACUUUCAGUACUAAACAUAGAAGCAGCUGACGAACGUAUAGAAAUCGGAAACUGUGGCGCUGAAGAUGACGCUAAAAAUUUAAAUUUGGCCCCCAAACAAGGCUUUAUAUUGUUUGCACGAUCCACUAAACAGUAUUUGCACGCCAAGGAUACCUGGGUCCCUGACAAUUAUGAUGUUUCUUAUAAAAUGUACCAGGUUGACGGUGUAAAUCUGACUAUCAAAGUUACGCAGUGGUUAUCCAGAGGUAACACUUUCCUUUCUAUACCCCCAUAUGGACUCUUACCUGGUCAUUACCACAUCCAUCCAGAAGUCAAGCCUAAAGCACCAGGUUUACCAAAAUUUAAUGCCGCCUAUCAUCUCUGCCAUCUGUUUUACGAAGCUAAGAAACCUAUAGUGAUAAUUUCAGGCGGAAGUUACAAAAUGGUACCGAGUCAUACUGAAAUUGUUUUAAGCGGUGAAGAGUCCGUUGAUGUGAAUUUAGCAACUACCAGAAACCAAGGUUUCCAGUACUACUGGAUCUGUAAACAAAGUAAAUCUAAUUUCUGUGACAAAACCCCUGUGUCUACCGAGAUGAAAUUUUCCAUUCCACGAAAGUAUGUAGAAGCGGGUGACAAAUUUGAAAUAACUUUGAAAGUUACAACACACAAACAUAACAAGGGUAGUUAUGUUAACUCCGCUAGUACUACUCAAACCAUUGAGGUUGUAAACAACGCAGCACAGUUAGAAAUCGUUUGUAGAAGAAAUUGUCCUCCAGUGAGUGAAGCUGCUAUUCCUACUUCUCCAACGUAUUUAGCGGUAUCUUGUUCACAAAGGUGUGAAACCUUGAAAGAUGAAGACUACGAAUGGACUGUUACGUCAAAAAAUGACCCGGAUUUUAAAUUUGACUACAAAAAGAAUACACAGUUUGGACAGAAUACCAACAAAUUUAUAAUUUUGAAAGAUGUAUUGGUACCAGAAGAGUAUUUAUUUGAAGUUCGGUUGAGAGAUACGGUACCACUGAAAGGUCGUGCCGUAAUGAACCUCAGAUUUCCAGCACCUCCAAAAGUGACCACGUGCAGAGUUACUCCAAAUCAAGGUACCGUGGCGACACGGUUUACUCUUCUGUGUGGUCCAGAAAAUGCAACUUCUCUAAAUAUAUACGAAAUCUAUAGCAGAGACAAGAAAGACCAUUCCAAAACCGAUCUUAACGCUUUUGGCGUCGUUCCCUCUAUUUUCCAGCAACAUUUUUUGUUACCUAACUCAGACCAGAAUAUUUUUUUUGUAAAAGUGAUAACUGAACAAGGUACUUGGACAGAAGUACCAAUCUCUGCAACGGUAGAAUCAACGAUUAGUAAUCAGUCCACUCAUGGCUUCAUAGAUUCGGCAAAGAAAUUUUACGGUGAUCCUUCCAAUCCCAAUUCGGUUACUCAAGUAAUUGGCAGUGAUAAUGCCGAUACAAGAUCCAAGGCGCUUCAAAAAUUUAAAGCGGUGGUUAACGAAGUUGUGAAAAAGAAAUUCAAAGACGAAGACGAAGAACUGAAAGAUUUUGUCCAAGAUUUGAAAUUUAGGGUAGUCGAGGACAUGUUGCAUGCACCUGUUGACACAAUUAACGAAGUGGUACAAAUGAGCGAAUCGAUUGCCAAACUGCUAAAUCACAACGACUUGUCUCCAUCUGAUCCCUUACUGGGUAAAUUCACCACGACCAUUUGUAAGAAGAUGAUGAACAAGCACGUGGAGCUUGUAAGAAAGGAAAAAUAUCCAUUGAAUCUAGGAGAAAAGACGAAUCGUGUGUCGAGUUCUUUGGAAAGUUGUCUAGAAACUAACACCAAUCCCAACUACUACGUCGUUAAACCGAUAGACCACAACGUCACCACACCGGUACCAAUUUUCAAUGAGCCAAUUGUCACCGAAAAUUACCCCGACUACGCCGAUUUCAGUGACGAAUAUUAUCAAAAUCUGGAGUAUUUAAAAGAGUCAACCUACAACAUCAUCAAUGCCACUAGUCUUUCCGCCAAAGUCAUAGCAAUGACAACUGCUGUUGGCGAACAGUUUGUCGAAACGUUUGGCAACAAAAGUGGUACGAUUGUGGCAAAAGACACCGGGAGGCUUUUAGCCAAAAGUAGAGUACGUUCUCAAGGGGUGGUUCUAAUACCAUCACGAGAUUUCGUCGACGAUGAACAUCCGUACGACAUUUUGUUGUCGACUUGGAGCAAAGACAUCAUGUGGUGGAAUCCGAAAUAUACGAAAAUUGCUACUGAUAUUGCUCAUAUUGAAUUUUGGCAUUCGACGUGUAAGGAGAAGGUAACGACUUUCAAGAAUUCGGUUGGAUUGUUCUUCACUGUCAACAAGGAUAAAGGAUUGAAUAUAAGUCUCAUUCGAGACACGUUUGUCGUACCAGAAGCAUACACAAGUCUCUCCAAUGACGACUUAAAUAAGGUUAUUAAAGUCCGACGCAUGGAUUUUCCAGCUGGAAAGCUUAUCAGUAUAGACUUUUCUAAUAUUGAAGACUCAGCUAUUUUAGAUAUCGUGGUCACACAAUUCAAGUUUCCAGCUAUCGAAGACUUUGACAAUAAAACAACAUCUAAAAAUGUUACCGUAGGAUUUACUUUAGUUAACGAAAAUGACUACGACAUUUGGUGUUACGUUGGAGUUUUGGCAAACCGAGAAAUUCAAACAAACAACUCGUUGCAGUCGAUAACGUACGAUAUCAGUUUUGUGGUUUCUCUCUGUGUUCGAUGGGUGGAAUUGAACCAUUCGUGGACACCCACGUGCAAGAUAGGUGAUAAAGGCAACGUGAGUACCAUCCACUGUGAAUGUAACACGUUUUCGGUAAUCGCUGGUUAUGUACAAAACAUGCGGUCUCUCCUUCAAGAAGUUGCUACCCUAGAACUAGAAUUAGAACUACAAUCUAACUACGUAAUAAUCAUAACAGUAGCAGUAAUGUUGGCAUUGUACUCUAUUCUACUUAUCGUCAUACUGAAAAGAAGAAGCGAGGUUUAUUUCUUAGGAGACAACGUCAGUACUGAUCAAUUUGCGUACGUUGUUGUCGUUAAAACCGGAUUCGGACGGUACACUUCUACGACUUCAAAUGUGAUCAUCAGACUUAUUGGAAGCAACGAUUCUAGCACUCCGCACGUUUUGAACUUCCCUGACCCACAGUUACGCAUAUUACAAAAAUUCGGAAACGACCUUUUUAUUUUGACGACGGAAAACCAUUUAGGAGAGAUAACAGAGAUCGAGUUGUGGUUUGACUCAGUGGGUGCCAAUCCAGACUGGUACUGUAGAGAUAUUUUAGUGUACGAUAUGCAAGAGCACGUCGAGUGGUACUUUGUCGUAAAGAAGCGUUUAACGGUGGUCAGAGGUAAAACUCACAUUUCGUUAAAGCCGACAAAAACGGAAGUAAAAGGGAAGAAAACGUUAUUCAGGAAGAUACGAUUUCGGAAUUUGUACCACACUUGGUACUUAUGGCAGGAUGAAGAAAAUUUUUCUUACGUUAAGAAACUAACAGUGAUUUUGUCCUGUUUACUAACUACAUAUGCACUAGUACUUCUCUUUUCUGGCGUUCCUACAUUCCAGUUACUAGAUGGUUUUGAUAAUAAUACAUAUAAACUGGACGAAGUCACAGUUUUGAUCGCUUUUAUUAGCUCUCUUUUGGGGUUUAUCAUUCACACUGCGAUAGCUUGGUGUUUCAGAUUAUCAAAAUUGCAGUACUCUAGCUAUAAUGACGAAGAAAAAUGGUCUUUUAACGUGACUCAGACAUGUUGGUUGGUUUUGGUACUUUUAAUAAUCAGUUCAAGUUCACUUUUGAUAAUUAGUGGAUUUUGGGUACCAUUUUACCAGAGUUUAAUCUGGUUGACAACGUGUCUGAUGGGUACGAUUUUACAAAUUCUUGUCUAUGAGAAUAUCUUCGCCGUAAUUGCAACCCUCUUGUGCAAAGUGGAGCUCGCGUACAACAUUAAGCGACGAUUUACGAAUUUGUUGGUAUCAACAGAAGAACAACGACGGUACCUUUAUCAACAAUUUGGCGAAGGUCUCUUGCGUCCUUAUUUCGAACACUUAUACAAUCCAUUAAAAAAAACUGAAGUUAAAGAAAAACAGACUGAGGUAAGACGCCGUCGCGACGUUAUCUCUGAAUUUGAAGAUUUGAUCAUGUUUGGUAUCUACGUCUUUAUUUUGUACGCGGUAGUACUCGUAAACAAAGGCGGUCUUUUAAUACGCAGCAAACUUGUGAUGGAAGAAAUGAUGCAAGGCAAACUCGUACGAAAUUUCGCGUUUGAUGAGAUGCAGACCAUACAAGAAGUUUAUAACUUUAUCAACACCACUUUCAUCCCUUCAACGCAUCCGGUGAGGUGGUACGGGAAUUUCGUCGUGUCAGAACCCGCACUGAUGAUUGACAUGACCAACAAAUACAUUGGAGUGGCCAGAAUUCGUCAACAAAGAAUAAAAGCUAAUGUAUGCAAAAUGCCAAAACAGAUGGAAUUUUUGAAUACUUCUUGCGAGCCUGAGCUGGCGUUGCAUUAUGGUGACACCAAACCGUUUGGAUAUGCCUGGGGGAAAUAUUCAUUCUACUUAGAGUUUGAUAGAUUGAAAGACAUUUGGAAGUACGACCCUGAGUAUAAAACUGGUACUUUUGGAUACAUCGGAGAAUUUGCUACGUAUUCGGGAGGUGGUUACGUCAGCUACCUUGGUCGCACUCUUUACAACUCGUACGCAAAUUUUCGAAAAUUUCUCCAAAAAAUUUGGAUUGAUAACAGAACCAGAAGCAUUUUUAUCGAAAUUUUGACAUACAAUGCUAACUAUAACGUUUUUAAUUCGAUCAGGUUGUUGUUUGAACAAAGUGCAACAGGAUCGGUGUUCCAAAGCAUUAACGUAUUCGCUGUGAGGAUGCUUUUCGUGCAAAACGAAGCAGAACACAUAACUAAGAUCUGCUUUGUUCUUUUCGUAGUAUGGGUGACGAUGCUCUUUUUCAAGCAUUCUCUAGGUGCCAUUAAAAGAAUUAGAACUUUCUACAAGGAUAUUUGGUUUAUCAUUGAUUUGAUCAUCAUACUAAUGAGUCUGGUUUGUAUCGGUUUGUUCAUUCUUAGGAUCAAUUUGAUUGGUCAAUACCUGUCAACGUUAGAACAUGUCAAACAUAACGAAUUCUUAAACUACUUUUAUCUUUUCUACUUGGAAGAAUUUCUGAAGAUUUUUGCUUCUGUUUUGGUUUGUCUUGCCACAGUCCGUCUUUGGAAGUUUCUCAGGUUUGGGUUGAUGUUUCGGGUUUUAGAAAGAACUUUAGCUAUUUCUGCGGAACCACUCCUGACAUUUACUGUCGCUUAUGGUGUUCUCGCGGUAGCAUAUGCAACCACCAUCGUUAUUUUAUAUGGAAAUUAUUUCAAAGAGAUUAAUACCGUUGUGAGGUUGCUGAGGCUUUUGGUAACCAUGGCUCUAAAGUCUAGUGAACUUGAAUUAUCAAAAUACGUACAUUUAGUAAGCGCAACUUUCUAUUUCACAACUUACGGAAUUUUAGUUAAAGUAGUUUUCUUAAUUUAUAUAAUGCUCAUCCUAAUGGCUUAUUCUGAAGCUCAAAUGGAAUUUUCGACUCACAGAGCAGAGUACAACAUCAAACAUUACAUUCUAGAACGAAUCAAAUACAUCCCUAAGUUUCUCAAGUAUAAGUACGCCAGGCUGAAAGCUGGUCAAACGAAAAAACCGAAAAUUGAACCGAAAGCUGACAAGUUUGUUUACUCAAACAGCUUUUUAGUCGAGACGCGUAAAAUGCUAACAAUGAAAUGUAUGACACAGUGUUGCAUAAGAAACAUGUUGCAACCAGUUUCAAAGUCGAAGCAUCUUAGUGACAAUGAUGUAAGGUUGAUGCUGAGAAUUGCGCAGCUGUUAUUGGAAAAGACUCACAAUGUAGAAGUAGAAGUAUUUUUUAAAGGAAAAAUCAAAGGGAAGAGGAUUGCGUUGGUUGAUGAGAGGAGAGUUACAAAAAUUGCAGAAGUGACAAAUAUGCUGCUGGAGACUCAAAAACAUGAGACUGUGGCCGAAAAGGGAGUCGUUUUGGACAAAUACGUUCAAAUGAUCAGAAAAAAGCAGAAGACACUCAAAAACUGUAGCUUAACUUUGAAACUGAUGAUACAUAAAAUGAACACUUUUGACUUGGAGUUAUCAAAAUUUAAGUAA
This is a messenger RNA of Zophobas morio, 6297 nucleotides long. RefSeq lists its product as uncharacterized. Bases 1 to 6297 code for a protein of 2098 amino acids. The transcript has 21 exons. Gene Ontology annotation, cellular component: membrane. Gene Ontology annotation, biological process: detection of mechanical stimulus. Gene Ontology annotation, molecular function: protein binding; calcium channel activity; calcium ion binding. NCBI's taxonomy places the organism in Eukaryota, Metazoa, Arthropoda, Insecta, Coleoptera, Tenebrionidae. The record is from RefSeq and is a predicted model, not a curated record.